Molecule: messenger RNA, 573 nt
Organism: Colletotrichum godetiae
Lineage: Eukaryota; Fungi; Ascomycota; Sordariomycetes; Glomerellales; Glomerellaceae
Exons: 1
Coding region: 1-573 (190 amino acids)
Source: RefSeq, a predicted model, not a curated record
AUGUCUUCCCCAGCACCGAAAUACAAACCCCUUCCGGCCCCCCGGCGCAUAGUCACAACCCACAACGCCGAAGGCCAAGCAGUCCUCGUCGCCGAUCUCGUCCCCGAACUCCCCAAAUUCUCCCUCCCGGGAAACGACCUCUUCCUAGCCUACACCUCCCCCUCCCUCCCCGUUCCGCUCCCCCAAGACGCCGAUCUGAACGCCUACAAGACCGACCUGACCCUGAAGCCGCCCCACGAGAUCAGCAUCGCCAUCCCGGGCGGGCUCGCCGUUCGCAUCAGCGACUUUUUGCCUGGCGGGCCGGACGCGCCGAUGCAUCGGACCGAGACCCUGGAUACGGGCGUGCUGGUCGAGGGCGAGCUGGAGCUGGUGCUGGAUAGCGGGGAGACGGCUAUCCUCAAGAGGGGCGACGUGUAUGUGCAGAGGGGCACGAUCCACGGGUGGAGGAAUGUGAGCGAGACGGAGGUGGCGAGGUUGUUUGUUGUGCUUACUGCGGCGGAGAUGCCUGUUUUUGGGGGCGAGAAGUAUGGGCAGGUGUUGCCUCUUCCCCCUACUGAAUCGGGGGCCGAAUAA